AACAAAAAUAAAACCGAUGACUUUUAACAUGGAAAAAUGUGUGGUCAGCUUUUAUGUCGUAGCAGAUCGACUGCGAAUUCACAGUCGUUACAUUUUUGCAGCCAGUGAAAUAUUAUUGAUCCUUCCUAAAUAACGCAUUUUAAAUAUUCGGAAGCUAUUGGAAGUGCCGCUCACUGGUUGAGUGCUGAAAUUGUCAUUUUGCCUAAGGACAAUCUACACUUCGGCCUGCUCACAUUGACAAACAGACAACUGCCCUGCACUGACGCCAUGGAUCGUCCUCCCAGCACUAGUCAGCUGUUGGCCAGCAACGUCACAAAUAAGACCGACCCACGGUCACUGAACUCAAGGGUCUUCAUCGGGAACCUGAACACUGUACUGGUUACCAAGGCAGAUGUUGAAGCCAUUUUUAGCAAAUACGGCAAGACUGUUGGCUGCUCUUUGCACAAGGGCUAUGCCUUCGUCCAGUACGCCAACGAGAGGAACGCACGGGCAGCUGUAGGAGGAGAGGACGGCCGGAUGAUUGUUGGACAGGUGCUCGAUAUUAAUUUGGCAGGAGAGCCCAAACCUCACAGGUCAAAAACAACAAAGCGAUCAGCUGGAGAUAUGUACAGCUGUAGUUCUACUUUCGAACUUGAUUAUGAUUUCCAGAGAGAUUAUUAUGACAGAAUGUAUUCAUACCCUUCCCGUGUGCCCCCUCCACCACCACCACCUCUAUUACGGGCUGUGAUCCCUUCCAAACAUCCACGGGUCAGUGUGAGUGGGGGAACCAGCCGCCGCACCAAGUCCAGCUUUUCCACUUCAUCCAAGAGCAGCCAACGGACAUCUUCUCAAACCCUGAAAGCAGAUGACCUCCAAACUAUUAAGAGAGAGCUUGCUCAAAUCAAACACAAAGUUGACUAUCUUCUGGAGAGUCUGGACAGGAUGGAGAAAGACCACAACAGGAAAUCUGGUUGA
This is a messenger RNA of Sinocyclocheilus anshuiensis, 954 nucleotides long. Its product is annotated as heterogeneous nuclear ribonucleoprotein C-like. Gene Ontology annotation, cellular component: nucleus. Gene Ontology annotation, molecular function: RNA binding. The record is from RefSeq and is a predicted model, not a curated record. The transcript is spliced from 8 exons. NCBI's taxonomy places the organism in Eukaryota, Metazoa, Chordata, Actinopteri, Cypriniformes, Cyprinidae. Bases 268 to 954 code for a protein of 228 amino acids.